UAUAGAUAUACCAAGGCCGUCCAGCACAAGGCGGUCCUCGUUCGUCCCCAUUCGGCUGGCUGCUUUCUUUUGACGGAGGAGGCGGAGCCCAGCCCACCACCGUGAGCGCAACGCCCCGCUAGCUGCCGGUGGAAACCGACACCCAACGCCAACGGUUCCUCCCGCUCGCCGGGGCCGGGGAAGCUAGUCAUCAGCGGCCGUGAUGGCUGCGGCGCUUCUGCUAGCGGUGCUCGCGGUGGCAGCUGCGGCGACGACGGAGGCGUCGGCGUCGGCGUUCGCGGUGGCGUCCAACUCCAGCGCGACGGUGGUGGCGGGGAAGCUGAACGUGCACCUGGUGCCGCACUCCCACGACGACGUCGGGUGGCUCAAGACCGUCGACCAGUACUACGUCGGAUCCAACAACAGCAUCCAGGGCGCGUGCGUGAUGAACACCCUCGACUCCGUGGUGGACGCGCUCGCCAAGGAUCCCGCACGCAAGUUCGUCGUCGUCGAGCAGGCUUUCUUCCAAAGGUGGUGGGCAGAGAAAAGCCCCACAAUCCAGGCCAUAGUCCACAAACUUGUAGAUUCUGGGCAGCUCGAGUUCAUAAAUGGUGGGUGGUGUAUGCAUGAUGAAGCUGCCGUGCAUUACAUUGACAUGAUUGAUCAGACCACACUUGGUCACCGAAUGAUCAAGAAACAAUUCAAUAAAACUCCAAGAGCUGGCUGGCAAAUUGAUCCUUUUGGUCAUUCCGCAGUUCAGGCUUAUUUGCUUGGAGUAGAGCUUGGCUUUGAUUCUGUACAUUUCGCAAGAAUUGAUUACCAAGAUAGGAAAACACGGAAAGCAGACAAAGGCCUCGAGGUUAUAUGGCGUGGCUCAAGAACUUUCGGUUCAUCUUCACAGAUCUUCACCAAUGCCUUCCCUGUCCAUUAUAGCCCACCAGAUGGCUUUGGCUUUGAAGUUUUGGAUGAAAAUAUCAUACCUGUUCAGGAUGACCUGUCACUGUUUGACUAUAAUGUCCAAGAACGUGUAAAUGAUUUUGUUGCUGCAGCCUUAGCACAGGCAAAUGUUACACGUACAGACCACAUAAUGUGGACCAUGGGGGAUGAUUUUAACUAUCAGUAUGCUGAAUCCUGGUUCCGAAAUAUGGACAAACUUAUCCAACAUGUGAACAAGGACGGCAGAGUGCAUGCAUUGUAUUCUACUCCGUCUAUCUACACGGAUGCUAAACAUGCAUCAAAUGAAUCUUGGCCAGUAAAAUACGAUGAUUAUUUCCCCUAUGCUGAUUCAACAAAUGCAUACUGGACGGGGUAUUUUACAAGCCGUCCAACUUUCAAGCGAUAUGUUCGAGUACACAGUGGAUAUUACAUGGCUGCACGUCAAAUAGAAUUUUUGGUGGGUGGAAGUUCCUUAGGAUUGUUCACUUCUAGCUUGGAAGAUGCAAUGGGAAUUGCCCAGCAUCACGAUGCAGUCUCAGGUACUGCAAAACAGCACACAACUGAUGACUACACUAAACGGCUUGCUCUUGGAGCAUCAAAGGUUGAAAAAGGUGUAAACACUGCUCUAACUUGUCUGACCAGCUCCAACGGAACAUGUGUAUCCUCUGCAAUAAAAUUUAGUCAGUGUCCACUUCUCAAUAUAAGCUACUGCCCUUCGACUGAGGAAGCAAUUUCAGCAACAAAGCAUUUAGUUGUAGUUGCUUACAAUCCUCUUGGAUGGGAACGUAGUGACUUCAUAAGGGUUCCUGUCAAUGAUCAAAACCUAGUUGUAAAAAGCUCUGAUGGAAAUAUUGUUGAGUCACAGCUAGUUGAGGUUGAUAAUGUGACAAGCAAUUUAAGAAAGUUUUAUGUGAAGGCUUAUCUUGGAAUCACAACAGACAAGGCCCCUAAGUAUUGGCUAAUAUUUCAAGCUUCUGUACCACCAAUGGGCUGGAAUUCUUACUUCAUUUCAAAAUCAACUGGAGCAGGAUACAACAAUACUGAGAAUGUCUCGACCGUGGUUUCUCCAAGUACCAGCACGAUUGAAGUUGGACCAGGACCUCUAAAGAUGUCCUUUUCAUCAGCAUCUGGACAACUCAAUAGAAUAUUCAAUUCUAUCUCAGGAGUGGAUUUACCAGUUCAACAAAGCUUUCUUUGGUAUAGAUCAAGCGAGGGUGAUGCCUCAGAUUCACAGGCAUCUGGAGCUUAUAUAUUUCGACCAGAUGGUAAUACACCAACUACAGUUUCAUCCUCGGUGCCACUGAAAGUUACCCGUGGACCACUGGUUGAUGAAGUGCAUCAACAAUUCAGCUCAUGGAUUUAUCAGAUUACACGACUCUACAAGAACAAGGAGCACGCAGAAGUUGAAUACACGAUUGGGCCAAUCCCUGUCGAUGAUGAUGUAGGGAAGGAGGUCAUCACACGGCUGACAGCAAAUAUGGUCACAAAUAGUACAUUUUAUACAGACUCCAAUGGAAGGGAUUUCCUCAAAAGGGUGAGAAACUACAGGGAGGACUGGAAUCUUCAAGUGACUCAACCAGUUGCAGGAAAUUACUAUCCGGUCAAUCUAGGAGUGUAUGUAGCAGAUGGAAAAUAUGAGCUAUCUGUACUUGUGGACCGUGCUGUCGGAGCAGCAAGCAUUCAGGAUGGUCAGCUAGAGAUUAUGCUACACAGGCGUUUACUUAAAGAUGAUGGCAGAGGUGUUGGAGAGCCACUUGAUGAAGUUGUUUGCGUGGAUCAAGAUUGCAAAGGGCUUACGGCCAGGGGCACUUACUAUGUCAAUGUUGAAAAGCUAGGGAAUGGAGCGCAUUGGCGACGUACAUGUGGCCAACAUGUCUAUUCACCCUUUCUCCUUGCUUUUACUCAUGAGGAUGAGACAAGCUCGAAGUCCUACAAUGUGGCCAAAGCUGGUAUGAUGGAUGCAAAUUACAGUCUUCCUGAUAAUGUUGCAAUUAUUACUUUGCAGAACCUAGAUGAUGGUACCACACUACUCCGCUUGGCCCAUCUUUUUCAAGCUGCUGAGGACCCAAAAUAUUCGGAGAUAGCAAAGAUUGAUCUGAAAAAGGUGUUCGGAAAGAGAACUAUCACAGAAUUGACGGAGACUAACCUUUCCGCAAAUCAAAAGAAGUCAGAGAUGAAGAAGCUCAACUGGAGGGUCAUUGGAGACACUGAAAGUGGUCCUGCCCCAGUAAAAGGUGGCCCACUUGAUAGUAGGGCUCUAGUCGUUGAACUAGGACCCAUGGAGAUACGCACCUUCUUGCUAAAGUUUUAAUGGCAGUUCUUGUGUUUGUAAACAAAACAAUAGUACAUAGAGAAAUUUCUACCAUUUGUUGAAGAAAAAAGAAUAAUAUAAAGUACCCAAAUUUUAGUUCAAAUAGGAUCAAGGACUUGGGUGAUGGAGGUACAUACCCACACCAAGUUUGUUCAUGUAAUGGUUACAUGUCUAAAAACGAAUUGGUUAUGGCGCUUUUGAUUAUCUAAAGCAGGUAUCUUCUUCCUAGGA
This is a messenger RNA of Sorghum bicolor (sorghum), 3457 nucleotides long. RefSeq names its product alpha-mannosidase. Gene Ontology annotation, biological process: mannose metabolic process. NCBI's taxonomy places the organism in Eukaryota, Viridiplantae, Streptophyta, Magnoliopsida, Poales, Poaceae. The record is from RefSeq and is a predicted model, not a curated record. The transcript has 29 exons. Gene Ontology annotation, molecular function: alpha-mannosidase activity; carbohydrate binding. Bases 203 to 3226 code for a protein of 1007 amino acids.